AUGGUAGCCAGCUCGUGCCGACAGCUGUUGCCGCAGAAGAGGCACUUGCGCUGCCGACAGGCCGUGGCAGUGAUUGCGGCGCAACGCAAAUUUAUUGUCAUAGGGUGGGCUAAUGCCCCCUUUGCGGCUCUACUCUCAGCUCUUAUCUUAAGGUAUAAAUAUUUUCCGAGAGGCGGCGUGAAUGCCUUAAUUCAUCACGCCUUGAGUAAUUGCCCGUGA
This is a messenger RNA of Nezara viridula (southern green stink bug), 219 nucleotides long. The record is from the annotation of a GenBank genome assembly. Lineage: Eukaryota; Metazoa; Arthropoda; Insecta; Hemiptera; Pentatomidae.